This is a messenger RNA of Corapipo altera (White-ruffed manakin), 1398 nucleotides long. RefSeq names its product basic salivary proline-rich protein 2-like. The record is from RefSeq and is a predicted model, not a curated record. The transcript has 2 exons. Lineage: Eukaryota; Metazoa; Chordata; Aves; Passeriformes; Pipridae. The coding region runs from base 1 to 1398 and encodes 465 amino acids.
AUGCAAACAGAUGAAGUUAUCAGAACGAGGAGUGGUGCUCCGGGAGGAAAAAAGAAUAGGAAACCGUCUCUCGCCAUGCAGCAUUCACACAACGGGUGGGGGGAGAGCCAUCGAUGGCCAUUGGGACAGGUUUUCGGGGAAAAACACCCCUUUCUUUCUGGCCCCAGGCCAGGACCCAAGAGCGCGACAGAGGCGGUGACGGCCGCGGGAUCCUGCGCAGCCCCAGCCGGGGCGCCGCGAGCUGCGGAUCCCCGGCGGCGUCGGGCACAGCACCGCCCGCCGCGCCCGCCCCGCGAGGGAGGCUCGGAACCGAGCGGCGAGGAGCGGCCCCGCACGGCUCGCCCCGCUGGAACCCGCGCCCGAGGCUCCGGGGAAGGAGGUAGGAGGAGCCAGCCCCCGCACACCGAGCCCCUGCCCACCCGGGGCGGAGGGGCUGCGGCCGGAGCCGCCCGGAGCCGCUCGCCCCCGGCCGCGCGUCCUCGGGGCCGCUGCCGCCCCCUGCCGGCCCUGGCGCUGACAGCCCCCCACCGCCCGCCCAGCCGCCGCUCGGGGCCGGGAGGGAAGGAAGGAGGGAGGGGGCAGCGCUGCCCGAUCACCCGGCCCUGCCUCCCCCCGCGGCCUCCGCAUCCCGCAGCAAACGGAGCGGACCAGGGAAAACGCCGACGGAUGCGGGGCAGAGCGGCCCCCACGACACACGCCCGGCCCCCCGUAGCGCUACAGCCGCCCGGCCCCCCACUCCCCGCCGCCCGCGUAAGCCGCUCUCCCGCGGGACCCCUCCCGCUCCCCCGGUACCUGCCACCCGCACGCAGCAGCCGCGGCGCCACACACUCCACAAACCCCAGCCACCGCCGUCAGCCCAGCCCGGGAGAAAACCCCGCCGGCCCCGCCCUCCAUCCAAUCCGCGCCCCGCCCGCCCUCGCUUGGAGCUCGGGGCCGGGAUGGAGUCCGGGAGCGUCGCCGGAGCGCGGGCACCGCACCAGGGAGACGCCUGCCCGGGAGCGCCGCUGGCUAGUCACGGCCCCGGGCGAAUCCGAACAGGGCACUGGCCGUGCGCACGUUGCGGUGCCGCUCUCCCUGUCCCGCGGCGCCUGUCCCAGCGGUGUCUCCAUACGGAACGAGCUCCUGCGGCUCCGCGGGCUGUGCGGGCGGGGAGGGGAGGCCGUGACCCCUCCCGGCUCGCCGCAGCCCUCGGCAGGUGCCGCGUCCAGCCGGCCACCCGCGCGCAGUGGGCACAGACACAGCGCAGGGAGCCCUCGGGGUCCCCGGGGCGGCCGGGCCGGAGCGCCCGCCCCGUGCGGCGAGAGGGGACGUCGGGGCUGGGAUCAGCACCCGUGGGGAGGUGGUCGAGAAGUGGCAGCCAGGGGCUUCCCUGUGCUGCUGAGGGACAACGGGGCGUGA